AUGGCGCCUUCGGUAGAUCCUUCACAGUGGACUUAUACAGACUAUGUCUGCUUCCUUCGGUCGCAUGGCUUUCACAAUCUAGGUGUUCUGGACGAGUACCUUGAAUGGGGUCUUGCAGCUCGGAACUCGCCUGGCGUGCGACAGCCCGAGUUCUCAAGAACUAUGCUUCUCGAAUUCACUAAGAACACCACUCGACUUUCAGAUCUCUCAGACCUCAGCAAACUCAGGCUACUGUUGAGGGAAUGGACGAGACCGUCAUCACCCUCAUCACCUGGUGGUGUUGGCCCAACUGGACGCACCAUUUUAAUAGAGAACCCAGCUCCGGCCCUCAUUGACACACUCGGAGGCCUUCUCAACAUUGAUCCUACCUUCUUCGCCAACCACCUAGACGAUUCGACUAUGAAUGUCUCCUCUGACAGUAGCGCAACCGCACCUCUUGCCUCAACUACCGCUCGCUUACAACGCGACUUCUUCACGCUCGACUACCUAACAACUUUCAUUCCACUACAUUGUCCCAAAGACGCCGAGGAUCUCGCUCUCCAAUGUAAGAGCAACUAUCCCCGGCGCAUCGAGCUCAUUCAAAAGCAUGGUCGUCAAAAAGUCGCCGUCGCACGUCGGAAGAUCUCUUUCUACCUCCGCAAAUCAAAGUCGUCCCAGCCAUGGCUCUCCAUCAUACUCGUCGACCCACCCAUAUCCAAGUUCACUGCCUCCUUCAGCUCAUUCGGCAAUGUGACACCCUCCCAGCAAUUCCCCAUUCUGCCAUAUCAGGGAGGCUACCUGGACUUCAUCGAAAUGCGUAAGCCCUUGAGCAAACUAGCGCACGAUUUCCGCGACUGCCGUGAUCGUCAUUCAUCGCCAUCCCCUUUCGACGACCUCAUCCGGCACUUCCAAAUCCAGUGUCGCGACGGCCUGUUCCUCAGCACUCCCCAGAGCCUGGCAACCUACAUGCGUCCAUGCGUGCAGCUCGCUGCCGCCGAAACCUCCACUUUUCUAUCAUUCCUUUCAACGAUCCUGUCUCAGCCUCUUCCCACACACGCCACCAGCACGACCCCACUCCGCCGCGCCCUCGAUCGCUGCAUAGCCCUCGACACCCUCCUCAGCUCUUUCAAGCCACGCCUGUCGCAAUCGAAAGACUUUGUCUCCUCUGCCCCCGCUCCGCAAGACCUUCAAGCCGACUACCGUGGCCUGCUCAGCACGCUACACCACCAUCGCGGGACCAUCGAUGCGCAGCUUCAACAAAUCACCACACUGCUACAAACGCUGGAAGCUGGAGCGCUGAGUUCGCUGACAGCCGAGUCGACGCGGCGCGCGGACUACCUGCGCUACCUCGUAAUCCUGAGUUUGGUGUAUCUACCCUUCGGCAUCGCAUACAUCGUAUUCUCGCUGCCAACGGAGCUGGCGCCGGCACGGCACUACCUCGGCGCCUGGGUGCCCGUGACAGCAGCCGUAGCCGUGCUCUUUGUCCUACUGGUGCUACCAGAGGCGCGCGAAGCCAUCUUCGGGACGCUGGGCGCACGAGCUUGCGGCGGUCUUACGAGCCGGAAGCUGCUGCGCGGGGAACGGUUCAGGAGGAACAAAAACGGGGUGCGGACGUGGUUGAAUAGCAGUGGGAGAGAUGAAGAGAAUGACAGUGUAAGGCCUGAGACGGCGGGAACUUGGGCCACAGGUGGUGACGGGAGCCUGCGGACGAAGGCCUGGAACGAGGUGUAG
Molecule: messenger RNA, 1710 nt
Organism: Cyphellophora europaea CBS 101466
Lineage: Eukaryota; Fungi; Ascomycota; Eurotiomycetes; Chaetothyriales; Cyphellophoraceae
Exons: 1
Coding region: 1-1710 (569 amino acids)
Source: RefSeq, a predicted model, not a curated record